ACUACCCCUCCUUUCUCUGCACAAGUCUGCUUCCAUCUUCAUCACUGCUGUCUUAAACACACAUCCAAAAAAAAAAGAAAAGCAAUAUUGCUUUUUAUUUUAUUUCUUUUUCUCUCACAGCAACAACAACAAUACCAACAACAACAUGAUGUGUCCUUCUUUUCUGCUUCUUUGUCCUUCUCUGACUUCUCCUCUGUUUGAUAUUAGAUAUACUACAACACCAAACCCAGAACCUUCCUCUCAUCUCUCAUCCUCUCUUUCUCUCUUCUCAUUUCUUAUUUCAAGAGCUUAUCCUCAUCCUUCAUCUCUCUCUCCUUCUUUCUUUUUGUGGUUACACAUCUUGUGUUAAUCUGAUGAAGCGAACUCACGCCGGUUCCAACCCUAAUCCUUUUGAGGAUCCGAAAGUCAGAUUUAGGCAUCUCAGCCUUAUGCAAGAUUAUCAAGAACUGCAUAUGGACACUGAAUCAAUGAGAAAGAAGUUACAGACUCUCCGAGAGAGAAAGGCAACAAUAAUGGCCGAAGUCCGGUUUCUUCGGCGGAGAUACAAACAUUUGAGACAAGUCCAGCCUUUUAUGCACCCACCAGAUGUUAAAAAGAGUGGGAAGAAGAGUAAAACGCAAGUGUGUCCUAAUAAGAGUAGUGAAGCAGAAACAAAACAUGUUUCACUUCCUGACUUAAACCACUCGGAAAACGAAACCAAAACCGGACUUGAGAAAAGAGUUCCCUUGUUUGAUCUAAACCAAAUAUCUGGAGAAGAAGAAGCAGAAACAGAAGCAAUGAACAAUGUUCACGAGAGAACAAGCGUCGAAGAAAGUAAUUCAUGUAAGAGACCAAACAGCAUCGAGAUGCAGCAGAAAGAGAUGAAGCUAUCAUCGUCUUGCAGGAACGGAGGAAACGGAUCAAACAAGAGGAAAGUUUCGUGGCAAGAUCCUGUGGCAGCAGCAGCUCUCAGAGUCUAAUAAUAACUCAAAAAAAGUCAACCAUCUUGUAACAUAGUUUCCACACUUAAUAAAUCAAUGUAGCUUCUGUAUUUGCUUUAUAUCUUCUCCGUUGAAAACAUUAUCCAAAUGUGGCUUUGAAACAUAAAAAACCUUAUCCCCUUCUCUGUUUCUUGAAG
Messenger RNA from Eruca vesicaria subsp. sativa (arugula), 1117 nucleotides. NCBI's taxonomy places the organism in Eukaryota, Viridiplantae, Streptophyta, Magnoliopsida, Brassicales, Brassicaceae. The record is from the annotation of a GenBank genome assembly.